Pyricularia grisea is the source of this 923-nucleotide messenger RNA. RefSeq lists its product as uncharacterized. NCBI's taxonomy places the organism in Eukaryota, Fungi, Ascomycota, Sordariomycetes, Magnaporthales, Pyriculariaceae. The record is from RefSeq and is a predicted model, not a curated record. The transcript has 6 exons. The annotation marks the transcript as partial.
CAUUUAGCGGUAACGAUCAGAAGAACAUGCCUCAACAUUGAUAGAGUCUAUCAAUUUGCGACGAUGCUCCUUGCAACGAGAAUAUUAACGCCUACACGGCUUUUAGGCCCUGCCCUCAUGCGCCGGGCAAUGAGCACAUUGCCCAACAAUUCUCACAUAAAAGUUUUUGCCGAUGCUUCGAGGCCAAACACGCACAUCCUCACCUACCUUGAAACGAACCCCCCGAGCCCCAGCCUAGCCAUCGGCACCACGACCGAGGUUCCUCCAACUCCGCGCUCCUUCUCCGAGAACCCGCGCUUCCUGGCCAUCCUCAACGACGUACUGAAGCAGCACGCCCACCGUGACGAGGGUCUCCAGGCUCAAGCCAAGGCAUUUGCCUCGCCGGGCGGCGCGACCCUCGGCUCGGGCGGCGUCUUCUUCCCUCAGCAGCGACAAAAGAGAAGAGGCGACAAUGCGAGCGCGGCCGGAUUGGGGGGCGGCGGCGGCGCGGGGGGUUCGUCUGCGGGCGGCGCCAGCGCGCAGGGUGGUGCUGGGGGAGGGGGCGUCGGUGGGUGGGUGCACUUGAGCGAUUCGAGAAACCCGCCUGAUUAUGGGCGCAUAGCAUGGCCUGAGGACAUCCUCGGGAGCGUCGAGGUCGACGCCGAGGGUAACCCUAUGAACAACUUCCAACCAAGCGGAACGUACCGCAUAUUGACGAAUGAGGGAAUCCUGGGAUUGAGCCCAUUCCUUCGUCAAAAGGUGAUUGAGAAGCUCAAAGAGGAAGAGCAAAAAGAACGAUUGGCUUGAUAUGGGCACAACUCUCUGCAGUCUGCACGGCGAAAAGUCAUGAGUGUCUCACAAGAGCUACGCGGAAUUGCGCGGGAUAAAUAACGGAUUUUGUUGUGUCUGGUCAAGGCCGUAAUCAUCACUGGUUAUGUACAACA